Phaethon lepturus (White-tailed tropicbird) is the source of this 2349-nucleotide messenger RNA. RefSeq names its product inverted formin-2-like. The record is from RefSeq and is a predicted model, not a curated record. The transcript has 15 exons. The annotation marks the transcript as partial. Gene Ontology annotation, molecular function: actin binding. NCBI's taxonomy places the organism in Eukaryota, Metazoa, Chordata, Aves, Phaethontiformes, Phaethontidae.
CCACCCCCAUUGCCUGGCAUGGGUGGCAUCCCUCCACCCCCACCCCCCUUGCCUGGCAUGGGUGGCAUCCCUCCCCCUGCACCCCUCCUGCCCAGCAUGGCAGGAGAUCACGUAGAAGCUGUGGUGGUCUCCCAAUUCAGCUGCCCUCUUGGCUUGGGCAGGCCUCCUCCCAAGACAGUGAAGACGCCAACAUUGAGAAUGAAGAAGCUGAACUGGCAGAAGCUGCCCUCCAAUGUGGUGAGAGAAAGUCACUCAAUGUGGGCUUCAGUGAGCAGCAGCAGCGAGGAAACUAUAGAGCCCAAUUACACAAGUAUAGAGCAGCUGUUUUGCUUUCCACAAACAACCCCCAAGGAGAAAACGGCCGCACCAAUGAAGGCGGAACCAAAGGAGAUCACAUUUUUGGACUCCAAGAAAAGUCUCAAUUUGAACAUAUUUUUGAAGCAAUUUAAAUGCUCCAAUGAAGAGGUGGCUGCCAUGGUCCAGAAUGGGGACCGGACCAAGUUCGACGUUGAGGUUCUAAAGCAGUUGUUGAAGCUGCUGCCUGAAAAGCAUGAGAUAGAAAACCUGAAGUCCUUCAAAGAAGAGAAAUCAAAGCUUGCAAAUGCAGAUCAGUUUUAUCUUCUCCUCCUUCAGAUUCCCAGCUACCAGCUGCGCAUUGAAUGCAUGCUGAUCUGUGAAGAGACCACCGUUGUGCUGGACAUGAUUCAGCCGAAAGCUGAAGCCAUCCGAAGAGCCUGCGAAGAUCUUCUGAACAGUCAUCGCCUGCCACUCUUUUGUCAACUAAUUCUCAAAGUUGGAAACUUUCUGAACUAUGGAAGUCACACGGGUGAUGCCGACGGGUUUAAAAUCAGCACUUUACUCAAACUAACAGAAACCAAAGCAAACCAAACCCGCAUUACGCUGCUCCACCAUAUUCUGGAGGAGGUAGAAAACAGCCACACGGACCUACUGGAAUUGCCAAAGGAUCUCGAAUAUGUUUCAAAAGCAGCAGGAAUUAAUCUUGAUAUUAUACGCACGGAGUCCAGUACCAAUUUAAAGAAGUUGCUGGAGCUUCAGCGGAAGGUCUUAUCGUCAAACGAUGAUGUGAAACAACAGUAUGAGAAACCUAUUCAGGAUAGCAUUGAUGCCUCCAGAAAACUGGAAGAAGAAUUUGAAACCAUUGAGAGGAAGAGAGAAGAACUUGCAAAUUAUCUCUGCGAAGACCCAAGCAAAUUGUCCUUAGAGGACAUAUUUAGCACCAUGAAGACCUUCAGAGAUCUCUUCAUCCGAGCCCUGAAGGAAAACAAGGACAGAAAGGAGCAAGCUGCCAAAGCAGAGAAGAGAAAGAAACAGCUGGAAGAGGAAGAGGGGAAGAGACAGAAGGGAGAAAAUGGAAAAGUCAUUAAGAAGGGGGUGGUGAAGCAGGAGGAGGUGUGCAUCAUUGAUGCGCUGCUGGCCGACAUCAGAAAAGGGUUCACGCUGAGAAAGACAAAGAACAGAUACGAGUCGGAUGCAAUUCCUAAAACCUCGCCUGCGGAGAGCCCGGAGGGGAGCCAGUCUGGAAAGAGCAUUAAGGAUCCACAAGCAGCAGGAAAGCAGAUCGAUGAUAAGACCAAGCAAAACAACGAUGGUCAUCCCUCAGAAAGCACUCCCUCCUCAACCACUGCCCUGAGAGAGAUGGGUGGAGAUGUUACAAAUGCUCCAGCCUCAAACCAGGCCUUAUCUAAAAACAAUGCUGGAGGAAUUUUGCUACCAGAGUCCCGGACGGAAAGCCCCUCAGUAAGCUUGGUGGAAGUUGAUGGGGCCAGUCAGCCCAUGCCAAGUGCUGGGAUGGAGCAGGCAGACAGCUGGGCAAGCCUCCAGCCAAGCACAAAGAGCAGCUCCAUUGCCUUCUCCGCUGCUAACAUGGGCACAGGGAUAAGGUUUGUAAGCAGCAGUUCGGGCACUGCUCUGAGAGGCCAACUCAAUGGAUCCAUCUCAGAAGGCCAGGACAAUGAAUGCCCAGCUGACGUCUCGGUGCAGGUGCCAGAAACCCGGCUGAGUGAGACAGGAGUGGACCCUGGCAGCGCUCAGUCCACUCCCUGCGAUGAGGCUCACCAAGCAGAAUCGAAAGAGAUGGCAAAGGAGAAUGAAGAUCCCGGUACAGACUCACUGUUGGAUACCUCUCAAGAGAAGUCCUUCUCGGAAGAGCCAGCCACCGAUUCCUCUUGUUCGGCAACACUGCCCCCAGGGCAAACUCACGCUGACAGGGAGAAGCAGAGGCCAUCUGGGAAACGGAGGAAGAAGAAGAGGCACAGCAAAAGCUACUCAGCAGAGGUUGAGACUGAUACUGGAGAUAAUAAAACAAAAAAAGGUUGUGUGGUACAAUGA